AUGUAUCCAAGACCUUUUUAUUUUGCUGAAACACCAAUUAAUUCUUCCAAUCUUAGUAGUAAAAAGCAGAGUAGUAAUUCCACAGAAAAAUCUUUUAGUAAAAAAAUUAAACCAGUUAAUAGAGAUAGCUCACUGACUUUAAAAAAGUUAAUUAAAGAAUUAACUACUCCAAUUUUUACACAAAUUCUAUCAGAAAAUACUAUUAUUCUGCAGUCAAGUAUUUCUAAAAUGAACAUAGAUUUAGUUAAUUUUUGUGAAUUAAAUGAAAAGAUUAUCAAAGCUGAAGAUAAUAAUCAAAAAACAAAUCAAGAUAUAAUAUAUUCAUACUAUUAUUUUGGAAAAGAAUAUAAUUUAUAG
Molecule: messenger RNA, 357 nt
Organism: Racocetra persica
Lineage: Eukaryota; Fungi; Glomeromycota; Glomeromycetes; Diversisporales; Gigasporaceae
Source: the annotation of a GenBank genome assembly